AUGACACGGCCGAAUUUUCUUAUCAUUGUUGCAGAUGAUCUGGGCUUCUCAGACGCAGGCUGCUUCGGCGGCGAGAUCAGCACGCCCAACAUCGACAGCAUUGCGCGCGGAGGGCUGCGAUUCACAGACUUCCAUGCAGCUGCAGCAUGCUCACCGACAAGGUCCAUGCUCCUGACCGGAACUGACAACCACAUCGCGGGGAUUGGGACAAUGUUCGAGAAGCUGCGAGAGUUUCAACGCGGGAAGCCUGGCUACGAGGGGUAUCUCAAUGACAGGGUCGUUGCACUGUCAGAGCUACUCCAGGAUGCUGGGUACCAUACCAUGAUGUCAGGGAAAUGGCAUCUGGGCCUAGAGCGAGACCGUUGGCCGUGCACAAGAGGGUUUGAUAGGUCAUAUUCCUUGCUGCCGGGUGCUGCCAACCACUACGGCUGGGAGCCGCAGUUGCAGACAAAAGGCGAGAACCUGCCUCGCAUCAUAAAGCAAAACCGAGUCUUCUAUGUAGAAGACGACCGGCCAAUAGAGCCCCAGGAUCUGGGUGCGGACUUUUACUCCACGACUGCGUUCACCGAUAAGUUGCUCGAGUAUAUGGGCGACCGCCAGAAGGGUCUGAAUAAUGCAAAGACUAAGGAGCAGCCCUUUUUCGCAUACCUCGCCUACUCGGCCCCCCACUGGCCACUUCAGGCGUCCGACGAGGACAUCGCCAGCUACAAAGGACAGUACGACGAUGGACCCGAGGCCCUCCGUCAGCAGCGCCUGCAGAGCCUCGAGAAGCUCGGCAUGAUCCCUCUGGGUAUAAUGCCACAUGAUGUGCUCAAGUUUAGCGACCGCACCAUGUCCAAAUUUUGGGGUGAGCUGAGUGAGGAAGAGAAGAGAUACUCGUCCCGCUGUAUGGAGGUCUACGCUGCCAUGUUGCAGGCCAUGGAUAGGCAGAUUGGGCGUGUGCUGGACCAUCUACGGGAAUCAGGCGAGCUGGAGAACACGUUUAUCCUCUUUAUGUCUGAUAACGGGGCCGAAGGCUCCCUCCUCGAGGCACUUCCUAUUAUCGAGGAGGAUGUCUUUGACCACAUUGCGCGGUACUAUGAUAACUCCCUUGAGAACCUAGGCAGACGUAACUCGUACGCAUGGUACGGUCCCCACUGGGCCUCUGCCGCUACAGCACCCGCACGCCUAUACAAGAUGUUCACAAGUGAAGGUGGUAUCCGGGUACCGUUUAUCUGUAGCUAUCCUCCUCUGAUGGCACAAAGGGCUGGCACCAUUGACCAUUCCUUCUGCACCGUUAUGGAUAUCGCCCCUACCAUCCUCGAGCUUGCAGGAAUCGCACACCCUUCGCCAACAUACCAGGGACGCGACAUCAUGCCCAUCCGCGGCGCUUCCUGGGUGUCCUACCUCUCCGGCACACAGCCUCAAGUCCACGCUGAGGACCAUGUUACUGGCUGGGAGCUGUUUGGCCGGCAGGCAGUGCGCAAGGGGGACUGGAAGGCACUCAUGAUACCAGAACCGCAUGGGCCAGGCGUCUGGCAGCUGUACAGACUGAGCGAGGACCCGGGUGAGACACGAGACCUGAAGGAGCAGAACCCUGAAAAGCUGCAGGAGCUGCUGCAGGCAUGGGACCAGUACGUGGUCGAGGUUGGUAUCGUGGGAGAAGCGAUGCAGUAUGGCGUGCUGGAUGCGGAUGCCAGUGAAACCAGUAGGAAAGAGAAAUCAUAG
This is a messenger RNA of Nannizzia gypsea CBS 118893, 1707 nucleotides long. RefSeq names its product arylsulfatase. Lineage: Eukaryota; Fungi; Ascomycota; Eurotiomycetes; Onygenales; Arthrodermataceae. Bases 1 to 1707 code for a protein of 568 amino acids. Gene Ontology annotation, molecular function: arylsulfatase activity. The record is from RefSeq and is a predicted model, not a curated record. The transcript has 3 exons.